This is a messenger RNA of Aspergillus ruber CBS 135680, 980 nucleotides long. Its product is annotated as ubiquitin-conjugating enzyme E2. The record is from RefSeq and is a predicted model, not a curated record. Lineage: Eukaryota; Fungi; Ascomycota; Eurotiomycetes; Eurotiales; Aspergillaceae. The transcript is spliced from 4 exons. The coding region runs from base 350 to 823 and encodes 157 amino acids.
UCGUGUUCGGCCGUAGUCACUUUAUUUACUGUCUAUCCCCAGCAUUUCUCUGCUUUCUAUCGGACUGCUUCCCUGUCGCAUUAUCUUAGUAUUGUCUUGUCGCUGUCUUCGCCAGACUCCAUUCCCACCUCAGCGGAAGCCAGCCGCAAACUCCCCGCGAGCGGUGGUCUCGAAACGUCAUACACGACCGGUGCGACAUAGCAGUACAUGGACAUUGUACAGACCAACAACAACAGCAUCGAUUGGGGAUUUUUUUAUUUUAUUUUAUUCAUUCAUUCAUUUAUUUAUUUAUUUAUUUUUUUUUUUUUCACGCUCGGAAUAACGAAGGACAGACGGUAUAGUGGUCAAUAUGUUUGCUGGGAAGCGUUUGAGCAAGGAGCUUGCUAAGAUGCAAGGCCACCUUCCCCCCGGAAUCACCUUCGCCAAAUCCGACAACUUAGAAGAAUGGCAAAUGGAUAUCCGCGUCCUCGACGACAACCCGUUAUACCAGAACCAGAUCUACCGUCUUAAAUUCACCUUUAGCCAGAAAUAUCCCAUCGAACCCCCCGAAGUCCAAUUUAUCCUCCUCCCAUCUACCACCGAAACCCCCCGCCCAAUCCCGAUCCACCCACAUAUCUACAGCAACGGGAUAAUCUGCCUGGACCUGCUGAGCACAGCGGGAUGGUCGCCUGUGCAGACGGUGGAGAGCGUGUGCAUGAGUAUCCAGAGCAUGUUGACGGCGAAUACGCGGGAUGAACGGCCGCCGGGGGACAGUGAUUUUGUGUCGUAUAAUAAGCGUCGGCCGAGAGAUAUCAAUUUUCAGUACGAUGAUGAUAACGUUUGAUUGGGGUAUAUAUUUUUAGAGAAAAUUGGAUGAUAAGGGAGGAUUGCAUGCGCUGGCGCUGUCCGGUGUCGUUCAUAUUGGUCAUUGUUUUAUUAUGGUAUCAUCAUGUUAUUCAUAGUCAUUGGAGUUGGUACAAUUGGUAUAGUUAAUCAUGAAC